UGACGACUGACUGUCAACUACUUCUGUCGCCUCUGACAGCGUAAAGGAGUGAGUGAGUGAGUUUGAUUUUACGCCGCUUUUAGCAAUAUUCCAGCAAUAUCACGGCGGGGGACACCAGAGAUGGGCUUCACACAUUGUACCCAUGUCGGGAAUCGAAGCCGGGUCUUCGGCGUAACGAGCGAACGCUUUAACCACUAGGCUACCCGACCGCCCCCAGCGUAAAGGAAGACACCAAAGUGUGUUCCAUAACAUACACCAUCGAAGGUAUCAGUAGUAGUCCCCACGAUGACCGAAAAAAAUGAAAACGUUCACUCUCAUUGUUAUCCUAUGGUAAAAGAAGAUUUAUUUUCUACGGCGGUUUCACCAUGCAAGUGUUGCAACGCACAAACUAAAAAAAGACAUGGCGGAGGACGGCCCCCCAUCGUACACCGACACAAUGGCCGCCAUUGCUGAGGGGAUGCGACAACAAGGGAUACAGACGCGCUCCGGUCUCACCCCCGGGGAUCUCACCGGUGACUCCGGGGAUUUUAUUGUCAUAUUUCCUCCCUCGACGACAGGUAAUAGCUUCAGAAGCGUCAGCAGUGGGUCGUCCUUUCAGUCUGUUGAUGCCAGCCUCCCAGAAGGACCUCCGCCUGCCUACACAGACCGUCCAUCUCCAUCUUCCCACAGACGAACAACAGAACCUGGCGCUCACUGUGCAGAGUCCAGUGUCAGCCACAAUGAUGAUCAGAGAACUUCAUCACUUGACGCCGACCACAAGAGUGGUCCAAAGAGUGUAUCUGAUCCAUCAUCUCUAAAAGAUGCCAAAAGGUCACACAGAACUUCCCCAUUGCCACAGACCGGAGUCGCAUCAGACCGGAACCAUUUCCCCGGUCUUCCAAGUGCACCAUUAGCCACUUCAAGCCUUCGUCACGACGCCAUGUCAACAGAUGGAGCAUCUGAGAAGCCAGCGGAACAUGACCCGUCGUUACCGGGAAGGAUCCAAGUAGAACAGCAGGAAUAUGUCAUCACCAGUUCCUCCCCUGCUACUGUGGAGAUCAGAUGGCGUGUUCCUGACAACGCGGAUGACUUCACUGGUUUGAUGUACGUGGUUGAGACACACUACGCAUCCUCUCCAUCACUUUCAAUCACACCGAUAUCCAAACCGAUCGAUAGACAUGACGAUUACUGGGUAGAAAUAAUAGAUACUGCCAAGCCUUAUAUUCGUUUGUUUCGAACUCAGUCGAUGCUGGCGAUUGGACAUGCUAAAUGGGCACUGAACCAAUCACGUAGAACACACGGUCUGAAGGUGUGGCUCCGUGCACGGGCUGUUGAUGGGUACAACAGACUGCCGUCUUGUAAGAAGGGGCCAUGGAGUGAGGAGUUUAGAGUCCAGUUCAUUGAAACAGGCAGCAUCACGCAGUCACAACAAAACGCAUGGACGAAAUCCCAAGAAGCCUCGAUGAGUACCAGCGAUAUGUCUAUACAACACAAAGAUGCCAAACCUUUGACAUUCGAGUCAUCCCCAUCUUGCAGCUUGUCCACAGAAAUGGUUAAUAUUCCAAAGUUGGAGUAUUACAUUCACUCCGAUUCACCAACCGAGACGCAAAUAAAAUGGGAAAGGCCUUCAAAUGUUGGGAAAUUCAAACAAAUGUUUUACGAAGUGCAAUCAAUGCAGGAACCGCUGCAUGAGAAGGGAUCGAACGCCAGUCGGUUUACAGAAUGCGCCCGAUCUGAAUCCUGGAAGAGGAUAGCUGACACGCAGUCGUCUCCCCUUAGACUGUACAAAUUCCCGAAGCACAUCUCCAUCGGCCGAACAAGAUGGAACCUUUCUCCCUGCAUGGCACCGUUCACGCUGUUACUGAGGGUCAGGCUUGUAGGCAUGAGGCAAGAUUGCGAUGGGGUGAGCGAGGGACCGUGGUCUGAUACCGUACAUAUUCACGUUCAGGUGGAAAAGCCAAGCGUGACACAAUGAUGGGGCGUAUUGUUGCAGAACGGACUCUUACUGUUUUCAUUCAUUUAAGAUUUGUUAUUCUCCUCUCGUGGGGAGUAGAUAUUUGUUUCAUCUUGUGAUUUUUAUUUGGGAUACCUUAGGAUCCCAGUGAAAACUUACCGCAUCUGGGCAAUGAUCUAGGGUAUCAUAGAGAGUCUAAGAAAAAGGGAGGUAGGUGGUCCUUUUCCCGGCCGCUUCAUGCCAAAAAGGAUCGUUAAAAAAUGGUACUUGUCGUCAUUAAAGGAUACACGCACGUCGUCAUGUAAGUGCAAUAAUGUCUGACGUUAAACACCCGUUCAUCUCUGAUAGCUGAUAGACGUAAAUGAAACACACGUAAAAUAUUCUAAAAAAUGACGUUAGGAAAACAUGAUUCUUGAUUGGACUUGAAAUGAGAGUGGUGAUAUGACUGCCAGACAAUCAGAUGGAGUUCGAAUCUCACGCGGAAAUAUUCAGACCUUUUCUUGCUUUUAUAUCUAUGCACGUCGGGAGUUAGAUGAUAACAAUUACGUUUGCUUUACGUAGCCCGAAUGGGAAUUCUUCCAGUACCAAAUACCGUAUACAUUUUUGUGUGUUUUUUUGAGCUGCAGAAAGGCGUUUGUGUUGUUGUCCAUUACCUCUUGAUAUAGCUGUUUCUUGUACAUUUUAACUGAAACACUAAAGAUAUUUGAUUGUAGUUACGUUUUCCUGUUUUGGUAUGUAAUUUGUUUUACUUGAUCUUUCACUGAAGGGGGCACGGGGGGCCCAGUCGUCUGAGGCGCAGCGAUUCGCUGUGCAGAGUUGCGUCCCUUGGGCACGCCAGAAACCUAUGAUUGUGGGCUCGAAUCCCGGUUCGCGCCGAUUAUGUUUCUAGGUUUGUCAGCACCAUACCCGUGCCCGUAGCUGGAAUACUGUUAAAAGCGGCGUUUAACCCAACCCACUCACUCACUCUUUCACUGAACAUAUAUGUACAUAUUUGAUAUCAUUGUAAUAAAGCCAAAUAUUUGUAACUUGA
Molecule: messenger RNA, 2963 nt
Organism: Haliotis rufescens (red abalone)
Lineage: Eukaryota; Metazoa; Mollusca; Gastropoda; Lepetellida; Haliotidae
Exons: 4
Coding region: 401-1954 (517 amino acids)
Source: RefSeq, a predicted model, not a curated record